UGUUCUAUACUUGAACAGGAGCAGAUUACAAAAGUAGCCGCUAAUCACGGACACUUUCUAGCUGGCCUGCUAGAUGAUUACUAUACCACCUUACUAUAACACCUUAAAUUAUUGGACUGCUAAUGAAGCUGACCUCAUUUUAGGACCCUGUGGUACCCUUUUCACGAAGGCUCAGAGGGCAACAAAAGUUCGAAAAAAAAAAUGACUUUUCAAUAGAGUCGAUGUGUUCAGCGAAUGCACAGUUACAAGAACAAAUCAUGGGGGGAAGUACCGUCAUAGAGUCCCAGAGUUCAUUGAUGAUUACAGACCAAGGUCGCUAGAGCAUAAAAUGCGCCGCCUUUUGACCGCUAACUCUGGUGCCGUUCGAUGACUCGUAAUGACCACCUGACCACCGCGGUAGCCUAUUUCCUGCACAUAUAAAUCUUCAUAUAGCCACGGUGAAUCGUCUUCAGUGCAUUGAGACCAAGUUGGAGAAGACGUCUCCGGAGGUGCGUCGUGCGUUUCGAGGUAACGUUGCCUCCGUGAAAAGGAAUUCAAGUUCAGUUGGGAAGUUGUUGAAGUAACUGAAGUUGGGAAAAUUAAUGUUCACUGUAAAACCGGAGGCUAAUUUUCAAUUAUCGAAUGCAGAUGCACCCUCGUGCACUCUACUUGUUUGCACUUGUGCUUUCGCUCGCCGGGUGCGAAGAAAAAGCAAGAUGGUACUCUGGGCUCCAAACAGUGCUUAAGAACUGCCCCGUGGAGUCCUGGAACAACCCCGGCCAGGAUGACUUCUUGGAGAAGUUCCGACGUUGCGUGCAGGACCGUGCCCUGGCAGCUCUGGACUCCCUCCUGGAGGAUGACGUCAUACCGGUCUUCGAUGGGCUGGACCUGGUGCGAUUUCAAGAAAAGAGGAUCAAUUCUACGGGGAACCAUAUGGACAGCGAGCCUGAAGACGAGACAAACUGGACUUCGAUAAUCGUGAAACGACUGUUGCGCGUUCUGCGCACUCAUGUGUUCAAAAUUGACAUUGAUCAUAUCGCGAGCAAUAUCACGUCACCAGCCAGCAGUUCUAAAAUGGAAGUAGAGAAUAAUAUAUUCGAAGGUCGUAGACGCCGUCUGAGACGCAGACAUCAGCACAUGAUGCCUUUGAUGUUAAUGGGCUUCCUGCUGAUGGGCUCCAUCUUCAUCCCCAUGGGAUUUCAAUUCUUAGCCGUCCUCGGUGGCAAAGCGUUGCUCCUAGCUAAGAUGGCUCUGAUACUCUCUAGCAUCCAAGGAUUGAAGAAAAUAGCGACCAACGGAGUCAAUUAUGGAUUGUACCAUGUUCCUCCUGUGCACGAUCACGGCUGGCAUGAAAGGAGCCAUAUAGAGCCACCCCCGCAUCACAUGGAUCUACCUUUCCAACACCAUUCACCUUUGCUUCACCCUUAACCCGUAUUUUCUGAUUUUAUUGAAUUGUUCAGAAAGUUCGUGCCAAUUUUUAAGAAAACUUUAAAGGCACAUUUGAAUUUUGAUGUAUAUUUAUUGAAUUAUAUAAGUACCAUUUUGUUCCACAAUUUUUCCACCUUUUAAGGGAUGUCCAUAUGUUAUUUGUUUUCAAUCAUUCCGAUAUAUUCAGACCUGUACCGCCUACUAAAAAUCGGCAUGGACUUUCCAGACAACUCAAUAGUACAUGUGUUUCUGAGCACGUAAGAGUGCAACGGGUUCAUUCUCUCCUCGUCGACGAUCAUUACAAAAAUGUAAGAUCGUCUAGAUCCCUAGAUCCCUUCAGCGAAUAAGUCUUCCAGUAGCGAAUUAUGGCAAGUUUUUUUAUCGAACAGAUUGUACCUUACGUAUAGAUAUAUUGUAAUGAUUAGACUGCGGAUUUUUAUGCAUUUAUAGGAAGUUUGAAUGCACAACAAAAUUACAAAAUGCAGACAAUGUGCAAGAAUAUAAAAAUAAUGAAAGUAAAGUUCACAUUAUAAUAUUUGCAGGGUAAAAUGAAUUCCUAUUUAGGUUCAAAUAUUGUAGGUACGUUUGGUAACAUUUUAAUUUGCAUAAAGAUCCGCAGUCUAGUAAUAAUCAUCAGAUUGAGACUUAGAAAAUGUGUACAAAUACAUUUUAAACAGAGAUCAGGUUGAGGAUUGCGCGGUAGAUACUUUAACGAAACAAAGUGGCAGGUAAAUAUCUUUAUUUAAACUAUAUGUAUAUACAAAUGAUUGAACGCAAAGGCCCAGAAUUAACUUCUACGUCUAAUAAACACACUUCAUCCACCUCUUCGGCGGGAUCCUCAUCCUAGGAUUAGGUUUUAUUAAGACCUCUGACCGUGGUGUUUAUCCGAAGGGGUAAUUGCUAUAAGGCGUACCAACGAUUGCGAGCGGUAUGUUUUCGGAAGAAACACUUCCAAUCAAUUACGGUUACCGCUCUUAUUUCGAUCGAUAUUCCCUAUCCUUGAUCCUCGAAAAAUUAAUAAACAAAAAAAUCCCGAAAAAGUAGAAACUCGAAUCAAGUUCAAACACUUUCUUAAUUCCUCGAAAGAUCAACGAUGGUGUUCGAUGAAAAUUGAAUCGCCAAGUUUCGAAGUGGGUUUUAUAAACGCGAAAGGCCGAUAAACAUUGUAAUGGAACACGAAUAAGAACGGCGACGUAAACGCAUUCAGAAGAGUAUCGAUUAUACAAAGUGUCCUCUUCGUUAUACAAGAAUAGAGAACUGAAUUAUUCACCGGGAUGCUUCUGAAUUUUAUUAAAUCACGUCCGUGAGAUUUACGGCAUCGGUUCUUGGGAAAACCGCUAGCCGCGGUAAUCGUUUUGUCAUCGAUUGUUUGAUCAAGUAAAACGUUUCUUAAAUCUAAUAUUUAUCGCCGGCAAUCGUAAGGGCGCCGUUAGUCUGCGAAACGUUUAAAGGGUAGUCGGAAAAAAGUGUGCAACUCUGACAAUUUUUAGGACGUAUAAUAAAUGUAUAAUAAAAUAAAUUACGUGUAUACGUAUGAAGACAUUUUUGAUUAGGUUGUCCGAAAAGUUUCUUUCGUUUUAUUAAUAAGUAAUGCAUACACAAUAUUUUAUGUCUAAUGUUACAUUAUUGAAUUGUGUACGAUUCAUUUUGCUCCAUUACUGUUACACCAUCAACAUCUAAGAAAUUAGAUCGUCUAUUUAUAUAAACACUACCGCACAAAAUAAUU
Messenger RNA from Hylaeus anthracinus, 3133 nucleotides. RefSeq lists its product as uncharacterized. The coding region runs from base 622 to 1407 and encodes 261 amino acids. NCBI's taxonomy places the organism in Eukaryota, Metazoa, Arthropoda, Insecta, Hymenoptera, Colletidae. The record is from RefSeq and is a predicted model, not a curated record. The transcript is spliced from 4 exons.